Molecule: messenger RNA, 1732 nt
Organism: Ailuropoda melanoleuca (giant panda)
Lineage: Eukaryota; Metazoa; Chordata; Mammalia; Carnivora; Ursidae
Gene: CIAPIN1
Product: cytokine induced apoptosis inhibitor 1
Exons: 9
Coding region: 64-1116 (350 amino acids)
Biological process (GO): iron-sulfur cluster assembly
Cellular component (GO): cytoplasm
Molecular function (GO): iron-sulfur cluster binding
Source: RefSeq, a predicted model, not a curated record
CGCCGCCGACAGUGACGCGACGAGCAGCCCUAGGAGCUCCGCGAGGCCACUUCCGCCCUGCCCAUGGUUCCGCGGGCUCCUCUUCUCGCGAGAGGCGCGAGGUGGGAAGCCGGCGGCACGAGAGAAGCCGGGAGCGAGCCCCGGGAGGCAGGUUUUAGGUCCAUCAGCAAGGCAGAAAUGGCAGAUUUUGGGAUCUCAGCUGGCCAGUCUGUGGCUGUGGUCUGGGAUAAGUCAUCCCCCGUGGAGGCUCUGAAAGAUCUGGUGGAUAAGCUUCAAACAUUAACUGGUGAUGAGGGCCAAGUGUCUGUGGAAAACAUCAACCAGCUGUUGCAAUCUGCCCACAAAGAAUCUAGCUUUGACAUCAUUCUGUCGGGUGUAGUUCCCGGAAGCACCACUCUGCACAGCGCUGAGAUUUUGGCUGAGAUGGCCCGGAUCCUGCGGCCUGGCGGAUGUCUUUUUCUGAGGGAGCCAGCAGAGACAGCUGUAGUUAACAACAGCAGAGUGAGGACGACCUCUAAGCUGUGCUCGGCCCUGACUCUUUCCGGUCUCGUGGAAGUGAAAGAGCUGCAGCGGGAGUCCUUGAGCCCCGAAGAGAUUCAGUCUGUCCACGAACACCUGGAUUACCAAAGCGACAGCUUGCUCUCUCUGCACGUCACAGGCAAAAAACCCAACUUUGAAGUGGGUUCCUCUAGUCAGCUGAAGCUUUCUCUUGCCAAGAAGACUUCUCCUCCAGUGAAGCCUGCCAUGGACCCUGCUGCGGCCAAGCUCUGGACCCUGUCUGCCAACGACAUGGAGGACGAGAGCGUGGAUCUUAUUGACUCAGACGAGCUGCUGGAUCCAGAAGAUUUUAAGAAGCCAGAUCCAGCUUCCCUGCGGGCUCCUUCAUGUGGAGAAGGGAAAAAGAGGAAAGCCUGCAAGAACUGCACCUGUGGCCUCGCAGAAGAACUGGAAAAAGAGAAGUCAAGGGAUCAGGCGAGCUCCCAGCCCAAGUCAGCCUGUGGAAAUUGCUACCUGGGCGACGCUUUCCGCUGUGCCAGCUGCCCCUACCUCGGGAUGCCAGCCUUCAGACCGGGGGAGCAGGUGCUCCUGAGCCCCAGCAACCUCAGUGACGCCUAGGAGGGACCCGCCGCGGCGCGCAUCUGCUCCUCCGGCCACCUCCGCCCGUCCCAUCCCACCACUGCGGCUCCUCGCCCCUCCUCUGCACUUGCUCGCGCUCUGCUCGAAAUCCAUUUGCAGGGAGCGUGCUCGGGCCAUGCAGUGCAGCGGGCUCUGGGGUGCAGUGGUGUGCGGUGCUGCUAUCAAAAGACCUAGGUGUCACGGGCCCUGGUUCCUCCCCAGUGGGGGGACCUGUUUCUCCACCUCGUGUGAGGGAGCGCGUCCUGAAGAGGCAGCUCUGCCAGCAUCACAGUGCUGACCUGUCACUCGGAGCCCAGACACCCUGGAGUACUAGCGCUCUGUGACAGAGAGGGCCCCCACCCCACUUCCAGCUCAGCACUAGUGCCACGAGCUGUCUUCCAGAGGCGGCAGUCUCCUCAACACGGCAGCGUUUGGUGACGUGAGUCGCGUGUCUCACGGCCUCCUAAGGGCACCAAAGGAAUCACCCAUUGGUUGCUGUGAUCAUACUUCGUGUCCCUCUGUCCCUUCCGUCCCACCGCACCCCUGUUCUGCUGUAUUAUAUCUGUCUCGUGGUUCCUGUUCAUCCACAGUUAUUAAAGUUGUGUCCUUCAGUGUA